AUGGCUGAAGACAGCACGGUACCACGGUUGCUCACUUUGCCCGCCGAGCUGAUCCAAAAUGUGCUUCGCUUUCUCGAGCCGACGUGCCUGGCAGAUCUGGCGCUGACCUGCCGCUUUCUUCGUAACCAUGCUCUGAGUGAUUCCCUGUGGCAACAGCACGUCAACGACCAGAUUCCGCACCAUUUGACCAGUGCAGCUCCUCUCCCAUCAUUCCGGGAUCUUUACAUUGCUCAUCACCCUUAUUGGUUCCUUUGCCGACACAAAAUCUGGUUCUCGGACAGUGAGCCAAACGGCAAGCUGUUGCUUGCUCGUUAUGACUCGCGCAGAGGAUGUAUCGAAGCAUAUGCCAUAGUUGCCGAGCCGGGCGUCCGCAAGUUUGAGCACUGGGAGCACGAUGAAGAUGUUUUCAUUCACACCUUUAACCCCAAAGUCCAAUUAGACCUCAAUUCACCUGUUUUGAAGCUCGAUCCUGGAAACCCACGCACUCAAGCACGUCUUCCUGACCAAUAUGACGACCAAGGGACCCAGCCUCUUCCCUUGCUGUCCCGUGAGAUCAUGAUGAAUUGCUCUGCUCCACCCGGUCUCUACACAUCAUUCAUGCUUGCACGCGACCUUCCCGAGAUUGCCAUAGGCCCUGGAACAAGAGUCUGGCCGCCAUUGAAAAUUCCCGCUCUAUCACGAACUCGCAACGCUUCUACUCGAUCAUUUCAAGCACUCGCGCAUAGACCCUCAACCCUGGACGAGGUCAGUCAAAACACCUUUCGUUUGCGGAAGUGGGUCGAGUUCUCUGGCCGCCAGGUAUCCACGUUUGGAACUCUGCCGCCAAGUUGCUAUGUUCCUACCAAAGAAAAGCCCUGGCAAGGCAUCUGGUGUGGUGAUUACAGCGGCCAUGGCUGUGAGUUCCUUCUUGUCCUGCAGCCAGAGAAAGGUGAAGAAUUGCCCUUGCCGGAUAAAAUGAACCAUAUGCUGGAAUGGCUGGCUUCUGGUCAGUAUCGACGCUACAGCAAUGGCUCUGAAAGCAGUAACAGCAGCUACGCGAGUGCACAAGAAGACCAGGAGCCGGAGUCCGGCACGUCUCCCGUUAAUGAACUCUUUGUGCCAGCUUCAUCAGGUACCACAGGUGGACAGGAUAUAUACAAUGGACGUAUCGAGGCUAUCAAGCUGACGGGCGAUCCUAACGUGCCACGCGGUGAAUACACCUUCAUUGCUCCUGACAUAAGUGAUGGCGGACUUGUGCGUAUAGCAGAUGAAGCUGCUUUUUGUGGCGCAAGGGUUGUCAGGAGUGCCGGCCACAUUGCUGGAGUAGGUUUUACGGGAGACGAAUAUAUGCCCUCUCAGCUCAUCCUCGUAUCCCCUGACUGCCUAGCUCAGCACUGGAUAGAGUUCGAACAUAUUUCUUACUACCGACGUGUCGAUAUUAACAGUCUUCUGCGGAUAUAG
Aureobasidium melanogenum CBS 110374 is the source of this 1440-nucleotide messenger RNA. RefSeq lists its product as uncharacterized. NCBI's taxonomy places the organism in Eukaryota, Fungi, Ascomycota, Dothideomycetes, Dothideales, Saccotheciaceae. Gene Ontology annotation, molecular function: protein binding. The transcript has 3 exons. The record is from RefSeq and is a predicted model, not a curated record. Bases 1 to 1440 code for a protein of 479 amino acids.